AUGGUCGCGACAAAUGUCACCAAGCCCUCUCCAUCGCAUACUAUACCAGUGAUUCCCACGCAAUGCAAGGCUGGUGUCGUGGUUAAUGAAGGUCCUAAUUUCGAAGUCCGUGUCGCAACUGUCCCCGUACCGACCCCCGGCCCUGACGAGAUCCUCAUCCGCCUCAAUGCCACCGGGCUUUGCUCCUCUGAUGUGCACCUGAUGGCGGCCGAUCUGGGUACCCCACCGAUGUCAGCAUUUGGCGUUCGCUCUCCUGGUCAUGAAGGUGCUGGUAUCGUUGUCCAGGUUGGCGCCAACGUCAAAACCUUCCAAGUCGGUGAUCGCGCCGGUAUCAAGCCUAUCCUCGACACCUGCAACAACUGCGACCUCUGCUGGGAUGACAAAGAGACGUACUGCUCUGAUGCAGUCCUAACCGGUCUGGCUGUUGCCGGGACGUACCAACAGUUUGUCGUCUCACCGGCACGAUACGCCUCUCCCAUCCCGGACGGUAUCCCUGACGAAGUAGCCGCUCCCAUCAUGUGCAGCGCUAGUACUGUAUACAGGUCCUUGCGCGAGUCAGGCCUCAAGCCAGGUAAUUGGGCCGUGUUCCCAGGUGGCGGCGGGGGUGUGGGGAUCCAGGGCGUGCAGAUGGCCAAGGCGAUGGGCAUCCGGCCUAUCGUGGUGGAUACGGGCUUUACCAAGCGGACACUAUCAUUAGAGAUGGGAGCAGAGGCAUUUGUCGACUUCCGCGAGACGAGUGAUCCCGCGAAGGCAGUUAUCGAUGUAGCUGACGAGGUUGGAGCCCAUGGUGUCUUUGUCACCGCACCUGCCGCCUACAAGACGGCCGUGUCGUAUAUAGGAAAACGCAUUGGAGCGAUCAUCAUGUGUAUUGGACUGGCACCAGCGGGCACCAUUGUCAUGGGAGAGGAUCCAAACACGUUCGUUUUUCGUAAUUUAACGGUCAAAGGGACCCUGGUGGGAAGUCGUCGCGACACGGCAGCUGCGUUGGACUUUGCUCGACGGGGGAUGUUGAAGCCAAUUUGCGAGGUGUAUCCUUUGAAUCGAUUACCAGAGGCUGUGGAAAAAUUGCGCAAAGGAGAGGUAGCUGGACGAAUUGUGGUGGACUUCAACAGUUGGGCUGAUUGA
Aspergillus chevalieri is the source of this 1125-nucleotide messenger RNA. RefSeq names its product zinc-dependent alcohol dehydrogenase. Gene Ontology annotation, molecular function: oxidoreductase activity; zinc ion binding. The transcript has a single exon. The coding region runs from base 1 to 1125 and encodes 374 amino acids. NCBI's taxonomy places the organism in Eukaryota, Fungi, Ascomycota, Eurotiomycetes, Eurotiales, Aspergillaceae. The record is from RefSeq and is a predicted model, not a curated record.